This is a messenger RNA of Zea mays, 1911 nucleotides long. Its product is annotated as mitochondrial chaperone BCS1. Lineage: Eukaryota; Viridiplantae; Streptophyta; Magnoliopsida; Poales; Poaceae. The coding region runs from base 117 to 1523 and encodes 468 amino acids. The transcript is spliced from 2 exons. Gene Ontology annotation, molecular function: ATP hydrolysis activity; ATP binding. The record is from RefSeq and is marked provisional.
CCCCAAUUCUCCUCCUACUCUACUCUCCUUCGGCAAAGAAAGCAAGUCAGCCUCACCCUCUCACACCACCGCCACUCACUCAGUGCUCCACCCCAAGAACCAAGCAGCUCACCCCCAUGGCGUCCUACGACAAGGCCUUCGAAUCCUACAAGAAGGCCCUCACCACCGCCGCGUCCGUCGCUGCGUCCAUGAUGCUGGUGCGCAGCGUCGUGAACGAGUUGGUGCCGCCCGAGUUGCGCGAUCUGGUCUUCUCCGGCUUCGGCUACCUGCGCUCGCGCACGUCGUCCGACCACACCAUCAUCGUCGAGAAGAAGAACGACGGGUUCGCUAACAACUACGUCUACUGCGCUGUGAAGACUUACCUCGCCACGCGCAUGAACACCGACAUCCAGCAGCGCCUGCGCGUCAGCAGCAUGGACGAGGACGACAAGAUGAUGGUCAGCAUGGAUGAGGGCGACGAGAUGCUCGAUGUUUAUCAAGGCACGGAGUUCAAGUGGUGCCUUGUCUGCAAAGACAACUCAAAUGACUCCCUCAACAGCAGCCAGAACGAGUCCCACUUCUUCGAGCUGACCUUCAACAAGAAGCACAAGGACAAAGCCCUCAGAUCGUACCUCCCGUUCAUUUUGGCCACAGCCAAGGCCAUUAAAGCCCAGGAGAGAACCCUCAUGAUACACAUGACUGAGUACGGCAAUUGGUCCCCGAUUGAACUCCACCACCCAUCUACAUUCGACACGCUUGCCAUGGACAAGAAGCUGAAGCAGUCCAUCAUCGAUGACCUGGACAGGUUCAUGAAGAGGAAAGAUUACUACAGGAAGAUUGGCAAGGCAUGGAAGCGGGGUUACCUUCUGUAUGGUCCACCUGGGACUGGGAAGUCAAGCCUAAUCGCAGCCAUGGCCAACCAUCUCAGGUUUGACAUAUAUGAUCUCGAGCUAACUGCGGUCACAUCCAACUCAGACCUCAGGAGGCUUCUUGUUAACAUGGACAACCGAUCCAUUCUAGUCAUUGAAGAUAUUGACUGCACCAUCGAACUCAAACAACGGCAGGAGGCCGAGGGACAUGAUGAGUCAGAUUCUACAGAACAAAACAAGGGGGAAGGCAAGGUAACGCUGUCUGGACUGCUCAACUUUGUUGAUGGGCUGUGGUCAACAAGUGGGGAAGAAAGGAUCAUCGUCUUCACAACCAAUUACAAGGAGCGGCUUGACCCGGCACUGCUGCGGCCUGGAAGGAUGGACAUGCACAUCCACAUGGGGUAUUGCACCCCAGAGUCUUUCCAAAUCCUUGCCAACAACUACCACUCCAUCGAGUACCAUGACACGUAUCCAGAGAUUGAGAAACUGAUCAAGGAGGUGACGGUUACGCCCGCAGAGGUUGCUGAGGUUCUGAUGAGGAACGAUGACACUGAUGUUGUGCUCCAUGAUCUUGUCGAUUUCCUGAAGUCAAAAAUCAAGGAUGCCAAUGAGAUCAAGACUGAACACAAGGAAGCAGACAACCAGCUAGAUGAGAAGAAAAAUGACAAAAAAUAAAACCCAGUGCAUUUCCUUCCAAAAAAGAAGAUGAAAGCUAAUGGCGGUUUAAGACUGAGCACAAGGAAGCAAAUAACCAGCUGGAUGAGGAGAAAGGCAACGAGAUAGUGAGAAAAAAAAACAGUGCAAUUCCUUCUAGUAGAGGAAAGAAGAUGAAAGCAACACAUCGUAUUUCAUAUAGAUAGAUCCUACAGGGGAUCCAUUGGCAUAUGUGAGUGUUUGCAUAUUGUUAACAUUAUGUUUUUGGUGAUCAAUGAGGUGUAAUGGUACUUGCAGUGCAUCUGCAGAAUUCUGUUAGUGCUUGUUUAGGAGCAUGUAUGCAGAACUACAGAUAUGUAAAAUCCCAUUACAACUUACAUGAAACUGCAAACAUGCCAUUGCAUGCAAA